CCGAACACCCGGAUCCGGCCUGAGGUGCGACCCGGGGACGGGAGGGAGAAUGGGGCAGACAGAAAUGGGGGAUGAGAUCUCGGUGACCGAGGAAGAGCUGGAUAUGAAUGAUCCCACAUGGGCAGAUAAGGCGGGGAGCCCCAGUGAGGAGGAAAAAAUGCGGAGCCCUCAGAAUGUGCCAGGCCCCGAGGAUGAUGACUCCUCCUCUGAGAGCUGUAAUGGGAAUGCCUUUCCUGUGCUAAAUCCGUCCAGCGCGCCCGCCAGCACUGCCCUAAGCCGCUCCUUCCCGGACAUGAAUGGUAACAGCACCGGCUCCACCAUGGAACUCAGCGCCCCAUCUGAUGAGCAGCCCAUCAACCUCAGUGACAAGAUACGCCCUGCGCUGGGGGUCCCACAAUAUCCUACUGAUGCCUGUACCACAGAGGCUAUACGUAACCAUGGAAAAUACAACCUCAAAGCCACAUCUGAGUCCCCUCCAUACAGCUCAGGAAGUUAUGACUCCAUUAAAACGGAAGUGACAGAGGUCAGCGGCGGGGCGGAGGAUCUGUCAGUAAGCCGGACCACGGCAGUGGACGAUGAUGACGAAGAUGACCAUGAGGAUAACGAUCGCAUCACAGACACAGAAGGGCUGGACCCUGAACGUCUGAAAGCUUUUAAUAUGUUUGUCCGCCUCUUCGUGGAUGAAAACCUUGAUCGCAUGGUUCCUAUCUCCAAGCAGCCCAAGGAGAAGAUCCAGGCUAUUAUUGAGUCCUGCAGCCGCCAGUUCCCAGAAUUUCAAGAGCGUGCAAGAAAGCGCAUCCGCACCUACCUGAAAUCUUGCCGGCGCAUGAAAAAGAACGGCAUGGAGAUGGUGAGAACCGAACCGGAUACUUGCAAGGUCUAUGCUCGGCCAACUCCUCCUCACCUAACCUCAGCUAUGGCAGAGAAUAUCCUGGCUGCCGCCUGCGAGAGUGAGUCCCGGAAAGCGGCCAAGAGGAUGAGACUGGAGAUUUACCAGACAGCUCAGGAAGAGAACACCCCAGUGGAUAAGCCCUCUGGACUCACCCAGUCUUCGUACUCCCUGCCAGCAGGCACCCACAAUCAGGAUCCUGUGUACAUAAAUGGCAGUCUCCACUAUGCCUACCGUGGCUACAGCUCCAUUGGAAGCAACCUGCCGGCACCAACUUCACUGCAAACUGGAAACCACUGCAAUGGUCCCACUGACCUCAGCAUAAAGAGUUUGGCUUCGAGUAGCUCUCACACCAAUGCCACCAACCGGGCAAUGCCAUGUGCCCAGCUCAGCCCUACCGAGAUUGGGGCCGUGCGGCAGCUGAUCGCUGGGUAUCGGGAGUCAGCAGCGUUCCUGUUGCGCUCUGCCGAUGAACUGGAAAACUUGAUACUGCAGCAGAACUAAGAGGUUUCCAGGGCGGACCUACAACCUCAACCUCUUACUCUACAGACUGAGAUAAGACAUUGAUGUCUCUUUGCCCCUCAGAUGGUCGCAGGCACUGAACCUGUUCUCGGAGCAGGAGCCAUAUACUUUUAUUGGGAAAUUGUGGGGAGGGGGGAGUCCUGUCUCUGCACUACGAGAUUUUCUUUUUGUCGCACCCUCCUGUACGUCCAGCACAGGGGGCUGCAUUCACCUAUUUAUUGAGAACAGAAUUUCUCCUUUUUUUGUAAUUUAUUUUUCUGAAGAUGUUUUUUUUGUUUAUAUGGAAUAGUUGUUGUUUCACAAUUGACGAGCCAUGUUGUGCGUGGAACCAGUACUGAGCCGCCUCUUUUCCCUUGAAAUGUGUGAGGACUGAGGCACUGGGUGCCACAGCGACGUCGCCAGGUGCUAGGGAAUCGAUAGGCUACCUUGUCAUGAACACUGGCUUAACCGACCGACAUGGCUGCUUCCUUUGUGUGCAGGUGAUGGGUCUGUUUUAAGGAACUUUAACACUGGAUGGUCAUUCCGUCGCUGGAGUAAAAUCAUUCUCUUUCAGGUCACUGUUCCACUCCACCAUAUCUUAGAAGGAAAACACUCCAGCCGGCGUCAUCCGACAAAUUCUGUCUUGGUUUUGUGACUUAUUGGACCAUACCAUUCUGCAUACAAGUAGCAUCAUAUUAGACCAAACCAUCUUGCACUUACACAUAUUAAUAUAACAUUGCACCAUUCCUGUCUGAUUAGGGUGCAUGUUCAGUGCCUAGCUACAGCCCCAUGCACCCAGCAUCUUCGUCACUCUUCUCCAUGCAUCCAGUAAACCACCGACAAUCCUAUUCAGGGUUAUCCUUUAUCAGGUGGCCACCCCACCCUAGCCCUGCAUUGUAACAUUAUAACAUAAUAUUCCUUUGGACCAUACCAUUAUGCACUUACGUGGUUUCCCUAUAGAACAUAAUAUUCUGCACUAAGGUGGUUUGGAAUAUACCACUCCGCACUCUUGUUUUUCUUUCAGUACCCACAUAAUAUUCCUGUGCACCAUACCAUACUGUACUACCACUGGGACCAUACAUUUCUGCACCAAAAAGAUUUUAUUUUGGAUCAUACCAUUCAGUACAGAGUAGAUUCACACUGUGUCAUCCUGGUGAAGCCGAUCCAUUACUAGGCUAUUUCUGGCUUCCUGCUGCUAUGGAGCGCACCUCGUGAUUUUUAACCAUCUGACCUCUCUCCUGCUUUGCUAUGGAUUUCCAAAGUCUGGCACAGAACGUAGCAAAUCUGGUAUGUGUUUUAUUCUUUCUCCACAAAACUCAGGCAGAAAACCGGCUAAACGCUUAAUCUGCACUUCCGAUUACAACUGACCUCAUGCCCUCAGCAACCCUUUUCCCUCAUCUCUGUCCAGGUCCAUGUCAUUUCAGAUCCUUCCUUCAACAUUCCGAUCGACGUCUCAUUUUCCAGUUUUAUAUAUAUAUAUCUCUGUUGGUUCCCCCCGCUGCAUUUGUCUUUUGCAUCAUUCCGGCCAUUGUGUCCUCAUUCAUCUCUGACAUGCACUUUCCUGAAUAGAAAUGUCUGGAGGCCAUCUUUAGCAGGGGGGUGGUAGCAUGCCGAGGUCACUACGGUUUUUUGCUCUCGAUAAGCAUCCUUCUGACACCAAACUUCUUCCCGCUGACCUCAUAUUCCAAAGCACAUGCUGUCUCUUUAAGAUCAAGUCUUAUUUUGUCUUUUUAGAUCCCCUUCCCCCUUAUUUCAGAAGAAUGUGUAUUUCUGUGACUUUUAUGUGGUGCUUCUAGAUUUGUA
Molecule: messenger RNA, 3193 nt
Organism: Bufo bufo (common toad)
Lineage: Eukaryota; Metazoa; Chordata; Amphibia; Anura; Bufonidae
Gene: NOL4L
Product: nucleolar protein 4 like
Exons: 8
Coding region: 50-1393 (447 amino acids)
Source: RefSeq, a predicted model, not a curated record